Molecule: messenger RNA, 543 nt
Organism: Stegodyphus dumicola
Lineage: Eukaryota; Metazoa; Arthropoda; Arachnida; Araneae; Eresidae
Gene: Xpd
Product: general transcription and DNA repair factor IIH helicase subunit Xpd
Biological process (GO): transcription by RNA polymerase II; nucleotide-excision repair; positive regulation of mitotic recombination
Cellular component (GO): nucleus
Molecular function (GO): DNA helicase activity; damaged DNA binding; ATP binding
Source: RefSeq, a predicted model, not a curated record
AUAUAAAUGCAUGUAAAAUUAUAAUUUGAAACUUCAUUUUAAAAUAGAAAUUCUAUUUUAAAGCUCUUUAAACUGAUUUAUAAUAAAUUAUUCAUUAGCUCUCAAAAUUAAAUAUUUUCUUAGCCGUGAUUCGUAACUAUGGAAACCUGCUUGUCGAAAUGUCUGGUAUUGUUCCUGAUGGUAUAGUCGGCUUUUUCACAAGUUACACGUACAUGGAAGCGGUUGUGGCUACUUGGUAUGAGCAGGGAAUUAUUGAUAAUAUUUUAAAGCGUAAGUUAUUGUUUAUGGAAACCCAAGACUCUGGUGAAACAAGCUUGGCUUUAUUGAAUUAUGUGAAGGCAUGCGAAAAUGGUAGAGGAGCAGUUCUUCUCUCUGUUGCUAGAGGAAAAGUCUCUGAAGGAGUGGAUUUUGACCAUCAUCUUGGGAGAUGUGUUAUAAUGUUCGGCAUUCCUUUUGUUUACACACAAAGCCGGAUUUUAAAGGUAAUUUUUUUUUUUGUUACAUUAGUUACAUACAUGUGUUUUUGAAUCAAUUCUAAUUUGU